Molecule: messenger RNA, 1938 nt
Organism: Egretta garzetta (little egret)
Lineage: Eukaryota; Metazoa; Chordata; Aves; Pelecaniformes; Ardeidae
Product: galactose-3-O-sulfotransferase 2
Exons: 4
Coding region: 1-1938 (645 amino acids)
Biological process (GO): glycolipid biosynthetic process
Cellular component (GO): membrane
Molecular function (GO): galactosylceramide sulfotransferase activity
Source: RefSeq, a predicted model, not a curated record
AUGGAGAAUCUCUGGGGCAAGAAGUUGAAAGCAAUAUACAGGUGCCAGCCAGUCCGGCUCUGGGUCUUCUUCAGCCUCCUCAUCCUCCUCUUGGUCACACUUCAAGUCAUGGAGAAGCUGCAGCCUGCCAAAAAUUGCCAAUGCGAGCUGGAGCGUGCCCUGCAGCAGACCACGGACCAUGGCCAGAAGCAGCCCGGCUGUGCCCUCCAGACCCCCAACCCGCAGCGGGAGGAUAAUUCCCUGCACUGGCAGAGGAAGGCCGUGCCAGACCCUGCUUUGAAUGAGAGCGCACAGGAUGUUUUCCAGAUGCAUCUGUACUCCAGCCAGGAGACCCCACCAGAAAGCAGCCCAGGCAGCCAAGAGCAGCACUGGAUGUGGCAACCUGUGGAGAACAAGAAGGCCAAAGCCCAUCUUUCAUCCACAAGGCUGAAAUCUCAGCUUCCCAGCCGGAGAAAAGCAACAAGAGAGGAUCCUUCUCCAAGCCUUCCUGGGAGGAUCUCCGAAGUCUUGGGAGAUGAUGAUGCUGUCACCAACAAGUUCAUAAUCUUUGCAAAUGGGAAGCCCAUGGAGGAGCUCAGGAGAACAUCACCAGCAGGAACAAUGCAGGUGGUGGUACAGAGCCAGCCUUGGCCCCAAGCCAUAGGAUCUCCCCACCGUCAGGGGAGCAGCUUGCUUAAACACGCCAUGCCAAAUUCAGCCCAACCUCCACAGGCAGAGGUCUUCUACAAGACAGGCCUGGAGAGGAGAUUUUCCCCAAGCUGGACAGAAGUCUCUAAGGUUAAGGAGGUGACACUUGGAGAAGGCCAGCAGGCCAGAGGGGUCUCCUUGCAAGGGGAGACAUGUGAGCCCAAGACUGAUGUUGUUUUCCUGAAAGUCCACAAGAGUGCCAGCAGCACCGUCAUGAACAUCCUCUUCCGCUUUGGCGAGACGCACAACCUCACCUUCGCCUUCCCCAUUGGGGGUGGCAACCAGCUUUUCUACCCACGUCAUUUCUUGGCGAGGUUUGUCAGGGGCUUCUCCCCCAAGAGCCCUCGGCAGUUCAACAUCCUCUGCCACCACAUGCGGUUCCUGCAGCCGGAGGUGCAGAAAGUAGUGUCCAGCUCAGCCAUCUACUUUUCCAUCCUGAGGAACCCUGUGCAUCUCAUGGAGUCCUCCUUCGCAUACUACAAGGGCACGUCAGCUUUCUCCCGCGCCCACAGCCUGGAGGAGUUCCUCAGCCAGCCCUACCACUACUACAACCCUGCAGACAGGAACAGCCACUACGCCAGGAACCUCAUGACGUUUGACUUUGGCUUCAACCCUGACGGAGAGGCCUCAGCCGAGCGGGUGCAACUCAUGCUGAAGGCCAUCGAGGCGUCCUUCGACUUGCUCCUCAUCUCUGAGUACUUCGAUGAGUCCAUGGUGCUGCUGAAGGAGAUUAUGUGCUGGGACCUGGACAGCGUUGUCUCCUUCCCGCUCAACACCAGGGACAGCAGCACCAAGUUCCCGCUCUCGGACACCAUCGUGGAGAAAAUCAAGGAGUGGAACAGGCUGGACUGGGAAAUCUACACCCACUUCAACAGGACCUUCUGGGAAAGGAUUGACCGAGACAUCGGCAGGGAGCGCAUGCAGCGGGAAGUAAAGGCACUCCGGGAGAGGCAGAUGGAGCUGGCGAGGACCUGCCUGCAAGGGAUGGGCAGCGUGGCCCCAAAGGAGAUUAAAGACGCUUCCCUGAAGCCGCUGCAGCAUGGCAAGGCGAAGAUCUUGGGCUAUAACCUCAAGCAGGGCUUGGAUAAGGAGACAGAGCGCAUGUGCCGGCGGCUGGUGACCCCAGAACUGCAGUACAGCAGCAAGCUCUACAAGAAGCAGUUUCCCCAGAAGCACCCUCAGCCCCGCUGGCCCGCACCCUCUCGGCAGGGCAACGCCCCACAGCACAGGCUGGAGGGCUCCCAAAACUAA